UGUAUCCUGAGGGGGAGGGGGAGAGUGUACCCCUGAUUGAGAACCACUGGUUUAAGGCUUUGUAAUCCAAUACUUAAACAUGCAAUACCCAGUAUUGGCCACUAGGGGUUCUGUUAGAGGUUGAUUACAGAAUCAGCUUUAUGUCCUACUGAGACUCCCGAGGCUGUACACUCCUAUGUAUCAAUGUUGUUUCAGUGCAUAACCUUUUCCUUUCUGUCUGGUGUAGGAUUGAAAUGUGGAGUUCGUCCUGUUGACUUGGAGAACCAGAAAAGUUUCCUGCUGUCUGGAUUCUUUUCUAGAAUUGUUGGAGGCAGAAAUUCAGUGGCUGGGGGGCAACCCUGGCAGGUAUCUCUCAAGUUGGGUCGUUUCCACUUCUGUGGUGGCAGUUUAAUACAAGAAGAUGUGGUUGUAACUGCAGCUCACUGCGUAUUCACCCUUGAGCAGAAACUAGUGAAGAAUCUCAUUGUGACUGUUGGAGAACAUAACCUCAGAAAGGCAGACGAGCAAGAACAGAACAUUCCUGUCUCACAAGUCAUUGUUCACCCUGACUUCAACAGACUUGGCUACAUGCAUUCUGAUAUCGCUCUGCUAUAUCUGAAAUACAGAGUAAAGUACGGACCUAGGGUUCAGCCAAUUUGCCUUCCCCACAAAGAUGAUAAAUUUGAGGCCGGGACUCUUUGUGUUGCUAGUGGCUGGGGCAGAGUGUCUGAGGCUGGUGAACUAUCUAAUGUUCUACAGGAGGUGGAGCUCCCCAUCAUUGAUAGGGGAACCUGCAGUGCCCUGUUAAAGCAAAUGAAUCUGCCUCCAGUAGCAAGCUCCAUGCUGUGUGCUGGCUUUCCUGAUGGUGGGAAGGAUGCUUGCAAGGGCGAUUCUGGAGGUCCUCUCGUGUGUAGAAGAGCCAGUGGCAUCUGGACUCUGGCCGGCGUCACAUCAUGGGGAGUUGGCUGUGCAAGAGGCUGGAAUGUCCUUGAGAAAAGCAUCAAUGAAAGGGGUUCCCCGGGCAUCUUUUCCAAUGUAGCUGAACUGAUGGACUUCAUCACCCAGAACAUUAUCCCUGCUGCAGAGCCAGAUCACCUUCCCCCGCACUUUCCUGAAGGAUGCAGCUCCCAUGGAAUGCUGGUCUUUGGAGAAAGUGGCCGUAUUCAGUAUCCCCAACCCAGUGAGAGUAACUACCUAGAUAACAGCCUGUGCGUGUGGAAUAUAAUUGUGCCAGAAGACAAGAUUAUAUUGAUACAGUUCACCAGAUUAGACCUAGAGAGCCAGAUCACGUGUGACCAUGACUACGUGUCCUUCUAUUCGGACAAAAGAGAGCUAAUUGGUAAAAUCUGUGGGGAUGUGUUACCAACCCCCCUGCUGAUAGACUCUAACCGAGCAAUGGUUACUCUCGUUUCUGAUGGAAGCAACACCGGCAGUGGCUUUGAAUUCACCUUCACAGCUAUACAUAAGGAAUCGGAAGCAGGUUCUGGUUGUGGAAGUGUUGCAGUGCUGGUGGAAGAGGGAAAGAUUGAUACUGCUAAUUACCCUGGCUUGUAUCCCAGUAACGUGAAGUGCCAUUGGUUCAUUGAAGCCCCAGUAGAGAAUGUCAUAAAGCUGGAAUUUGAAGACUUUGCUGUUGAAUUCAGCGAGGGCUGUAUCUAUGAUGCAAUUGUCAUUUACAGUGACACACAAGAUGAGCACCAGCUGGCCAAUCUGUGUGGGUUCUCAACCCCCAGCCCAAUUCUGAGCCCUGGCAAUGAAAUGUUGAUACAUUUUGAAAGCGAUGGUGAGAACAACUUCAGAGGGUUUAAGGCCAGAUUCACCUUUGUUCCUUCAGCAGAAGAAGCUGAAUCAGUAGUUGCAGAACCAAUUGUUCUACAGACGACCACUCCAAAGAAUAUCCCCUUAGAUGUCUGUGGCUUUCCCCCAUUUAGUCCACAGUGGCUGUCUGGACGUGUUGUCGGGGGAGAAGAAGCAUGUCCCCAUUGCUGGCCUUGGCAGGCAGGCUUGCAAUUUUUAGGUGACCAUCAGUGUGGCGGUGUCAUCAUCAGUCCAACAUGGGUACUCACAGCAGCCCACUGUAUACAGUCAACAAACAGACCACUGCAUUGGACUGUCAUCGUGGGAGACCAUGAUAGAAUCCUGAAGGAGUCAACAGAACAGGUGAGAAGGGUGAAAACUAUUGUGGUGCACCCUGACUUUGAUACCGUGAGCUAUGACUCUGAUAUUGCACUGAUCCAACUGGAUGUCCCUCUGGAGUAUAACACUGUUGUGAGGCCAAUAUGUUUGCCCAACAGCACACAACCGUUACCUUCCUCUGUUCUGUGCACCAUGACUGGCUGGGGGAGCACCCAAGAAGAUGGGAGCCUUGCUAGUCGACUGCAGCAGACACAAGUACCCAUACUUGAGAGUGAAGUCUGUGAGAAAAAUUACUAUUUUAAUCACCCCGGAGGGAUCACAGCUAGAAUGCUUUGUGCUGGUUUUGCUUCCUCUGGAGGGCAGGAUUCCUGCCAGGGUGAUUCUGGUGGCCCAUUGGUUUGCUAUAAUGAAAAAGAGCCAUUUAUUCUUUAUGGCAUCAUCAGCUGGGGUGUUGGUUGUGCCAGGCCAAAGAAACCAGGAGUUUAUACAAGGGUGAGGGUCUUCCUGGAUUGGAUCAAAUCCACAAUAAGAGAGAUUGAACCAAAUGCACUUCAGGUAAGUAAUGAUGGACAUGAAACCUUAACACAGACACCAAUGAAACGGCCUACAAAACUAACAGGAGCUGCAUACAGACAAGAAUGUCCAUCGGAAGUGGAGUUAACAGAGCCCAGAGGUUUCUUCUCAUCCCCUUGCUCAUCAGGCUACAUAGGAAGCUUGAAUUGCUCUUGGGUGCUCAGAAUGUCCCCCAGAGGCAUGGCAAAGCUCACAGUAAAGCAUCUGUCAAUACCAGCCUCACGGAACUGCCAAGUGGAGCUCCUAGGGAUAUAUGAAGAGAGCCAAAGAGGAAGAAAAGUAGUAGCUGAACUAUGUGGUGUCCUGCAGUCACCCAGGACCUUUCUGAGUCCUGGCCCUGUGGUGAAAGUGGUGUUCCAUUCUCUUACCCUUGCAGCCUUUGGCAUUGAGUACAUGGUCUUCAGAGUCCAAGGGCCAAAGAUUGGAAAGACAGUGAAACGUCCCAAGGAUGUGAACCAAGAAUUGUCACGCUGCAGGGAUGUCAUUCUCACAGACCUGGAAGGAUUGAUCCAGUCACCAGGCUAUCCCCAUGGCUAUCCUAAUGCCACCAGCUGCCACUGGCGAAUUGUAGCCCCAUUAAAAUCCAUUAUUCGGCUUGAUUUCCUGGCCUUCUGGACUGAAAAGACUCUGUCUGGUUGCCAUGGACAACUGAUGGUGUAUGAAGGAUUUGAGCCAAGCAAGGAGUUAAUAGGUAACUUCUGUGGUGAAAUUUCACCCUCUCCUUUAAAGUCUGAUGGUCCAGUGGUGACGCUGACCUUCACGUCCAGUGCUGAAGUGGCUACAAAAGGGUUUGUUCUGACCUACUCUUUCCAUGAUCUACAACCUGUAUGCAAGUUCAUAGCUUUCCUCCUUCAAACGCCUCCCUGCAGCCCCAAGACUCACUUCUGCUGCACCUACAAGAAACCAGCUAACUCCAUACAGCAGUUAAGGUUCUGCAUUAGGAAAGUUGAAAGCUGCUGAAAAAGGGUGUCCAGUCUUGGAUCUAAUUCCAGUUGGAUCUGCUGAGAUAACAUCUCCUAAUUACCCCAACACUUAUCCCAACAUGCUGAACUGCACGUGGACAGUUUAUUCCAUUUCAGGAAAUAGGUUGAAAGCUGUGAUC
Messenger RNA from Chrysemys picta bellii (western painted turtle), 3790 nucleotides. The record is from RefSeq and is a predicted model, not a curated record. NCBI's taxonomy places the organism in Eukaryota, Metazoa, Chordata, Testudines, Emydidae.